CAGUUGGGCCUGAGUGAGAACGCGGAAGAGUGGGAGUGGGAAUGCUGAGCCUACCAUCCUUUGUUUACCAUCAUGGAUGAACCUUUAAUUUGGUUGCUACAACAACCAUAGGCCCUUAAUUUUGUUGCUCAUAUGUGCAAAACGGAAGCUUAGCGAACGUAGUGUUGCCGACAAAAUAUCGUAAAUCUGAAUCUGCACCGUGCUGUGCCGAGUUGAGCCUGAAGAGGGCGAUGUCCGAUAACAGCAACAGCACAGGCAGCACUGGCUCCUCAACCAACAGCUGGACCCUCCUCUCGCCCGAGGAGGCUGCUGUUGAGAAUAUCGGGCCAGUAGACGACGGCACUGAGAGUCUGGGCGACGUCCCGAGUCUCUCUGAGGAGGUGACAGGAGCUGCUGCGGACUUCAAACCAAGUGACAUUUCAAUAGAAACUGUCCUGUCUGAAGAAGGUCAUCAGGUGUGUCAAGAGACCUCUCCAGAGUCCAGUGAGGGUCCAGUCCCGUCUAGUCCAGCACGGAUGAGUCCUCUUCCACCCUACCCUCUUGACCCUCCAGACCUUGACUUGGAGAGUCAGCCCCCAGUCAUCCAUGACAUUGUAACCAGCUCCCCCAGUGACAAUGAGCACCUAGGAGCCACUCCCUUUGUCACCAACAUUAAUCUGGGGGCUCCGCUUGAUAUUCCUGCUGCUGAACUCCUUCCACCCGAGCCAGAGGAGUCUUGCUCUGCUCCUCCCCUGACUGAGACCCCUGUUUAUACAGAACAAGCGCUUGACACGCCCGCUGAUGUUGGGCUGAUGCCUGCUGGGGAGAGUCCUGCCUUCACCGCUGAAGCUGAGGUCAACAUCCCCACAGAGACCCUCGCAGCCACUGAUCCUCCUCCUCAUGUUGAAAGUGAUAUCAGCUUUGCUCCAGAGGGUACAGAGCUGCCAGGCCAAGACCCAGAGAGCCUGGUGUCAGAGAGCCCCAUCGAUGAAAGUCCUGCACCAGAGACUGUUGGUUCGGUAGAGUCAGAGGAGGAGGAAGCUGUGGACAAGGAGGAGAUGGAGCCAUCUGUGACCCAGGAUGAGAGAGAAGAAGAAGAAGAGCCAUCCGGUAGUUUUGAUUUGGACGACACAAGCGGCUUUGAUGACGGACUGAGGCGGAGGUAUGUCCCCUCCUUCGAGGCACCAAGGCCGAGAACAUCAGAUGAGGAGGAGGAGGAGGAGGAAGUGGAGUUCAAGCUGGUGGAGAAGAAGGAGGAAAAGCCUUGGUUCUCCUUGAACAAAUGCAUUGUGGGUGCUCUGAUCCUGCUCUUCUUAGGGUCCCUCUUCCUCUCAGGUUUCCUCUCUGACCUGGAUAAUGGUGACUUUGACGCCACUGAUACUGACGGGGAACAAGGCCAGGACUGGCUUAGCAGUGAUCCACAGGAUAUGAAAGAGCUAUUGGAUAAACUGGCACAGGAAAACCAACAAAUCGCUCUGCUAGAGGCUCAACUACAGUCUCAGAAAGAAGAACUCGUCUCUGCUCUGAAGGCUGUGGCGGCGAGCGGUGAUGAGAAGGACAGAGCAGGUCUGGAGAAAGAAAAUGCAGAGCUGAAGGAGGAGCUGUCAUCUCUGCCUGUACUGAAGAAAGAACUGGAGAGUCUGAGAGCCAGGGUGACUGAACUCAGCCAGCUCACAGCUGAUGAGGAAAUGCCCCCGGCUACCUCAAGCUCAGCCCCUCAACCUGGUGACAAAGAUGGUCGGAGUACACAAAAAGCAGCUGGACCUGAGAGGAGGAAGGACCCAAAUGAGGGAGGAAGGCUGAAAGAAGAACUCCAGAAACAGAGGUUGCUUCUGGAAGAGAGCAGGAAACGACUGGAAGGGAUGAAAAAAGGCGGAGGCGACAGGAAACGAGUGAGGGAUAGUUUGGAGGCGAUCCAGAAGAAGCUUUCUGAACAAGUCGAGAGGUGGGGUAAGAAGAAACCACAGGAGUCCAAAUGGAAAGGGAACAAGGGCAAAACCAAUGAGCGGGACCACGGGAAGAAAGAAGACAAGAAAGAGUGGAGAGGAGAGAAAGACUGGAAGCAUAGCAAAGAGGGAGGAUGGAGGGACAAAGAAGAGAAGAAGGAGUGGAAGUCUCAGAAGCAAAACUCUCACAAGGAGGCAUGGAGGAAACACCAGGAUGAGUGGGAGAGGAAGAAGGGCGAGCGCAGAAUGGACAGAGAGGAGAGGAGGAAGGAGAAGCCGUGGCACAGCCGGCCUGAUAAGAACCCCCACAACCAUCAUCAGCACCAACACCACCACCAGCAGCCCCGUCAACCUCAUCAGCACACUCAGAGCGACUUCUGGAGAGACCAGGAGCAGAAGCUCAGACGCAACGUCCGCCCCCAGCUGGGCUGCAGCUCCGUGGAGGACUGUGCCGGCAAGGAGGGGCUCUACCCGGUGGAGCUGCCUGAGUUCGAGGAACUGCUGGAGGGCUACCUGAGCAAGCUUAAAGGAUCUUCAUCCGAGAGCAAGGACAAGGUCAGGAAGCUGACGGCGGAGUACUUCGAGGACGGCGUGUUUAUCCACGACAGGGUCCUUUUCGGUGACUUUGCCGAGGACGUGGCGGACGUUCUGGAGGACAUGGUGGACGUUUUAGAGGGCGAUGGGCAGAAGGACGACGACUCCCUGGAGGAGGAGAUGGAGGAGUUUGAACGAGAAGCCCUGUGGAAGUUUGCCGCCACAGCUUGAAUAGACAAGGGGGGGGGGGGGGUGAAAUAUAACACUAAGAUGCAGCACAAGUGGUGGUUUUAUAGGACAUUUCUUGCCUACAUUCUCCUCUUCAGAGCUGUAAUUGUAGUAACUUCUGGUACAGAGUGGUUGUGCCUCUCAUAAACGUGUCCCUCUGAGUCUUUAAUUAUAAGCUAGACUUGUUCUUGUCAUUUUGGACUUAGUUGUUGUUACCUACCUCUGUCAGCGCGAAAUCCUUCAGUAAUGUGUUGUGUGGCUUUUCCUCUGCUGUACAGUGUUUUCUCAAUACGUAGUGCAUGUUGCAGUUCAUAAUAUAAAUUCAAGCUGAUUAUAUUCAGACAACACAUUAAAAAACUGGGCUUUAAGGAGAUGAUAUUUGCAAAUAAUUCUGUUGAGCAAAGGUGAAAUGGUUAAAUAAGUUAAUGCAAUUCGUUUAGCACUAGAUUAGUUCAAAGCAGGUUAAGACAAGCAUCUUAAAACCAAUACAGAGAAAUUUUUGCAGAUAUCAUUUGCCUCAAGUUGGGUGUAACUGUCUGAUCCCAAAGGAUGAGAUCCCGGUUCUUUCAGUGAUAGGAAUCAGAUCAGGUCAGACCAGUUUUGUGUCAGCGGUUCUUUAGUAGGUUUGGGCAAAUGCACACAGAGCACUGUUUGAGAGCCUCGAGCAUUUGGUUUCUAGAUUGUAGCCUUUUCAUCCUCCAACUCCCAACUGUCGGUUCACAGCAGACGUGUGGAAACAACCAGGAACCAGUUUGUGAAAUGUCAGCGCUGCUCAAAAUAAACAAAACAAAAAAAAGCAAUAUGACAAAGUGAUAGCCAUAGAUAAAUUUACCAACUGCUAAACCACUUUAGCACUUUUCUCAAACAUUCACAUUUACAGCAGGUUUUUUUUUCUCACUUUUCUAUUGUCUUUUUUUUUUUUUAGACCAUUUGCUCUCCUGGUAUUUUUUGUCUCAUUUCAUGGUUUUGUUAAUUUGCUGUAAAUGAGAUUGGCAGCCGAACCAGUAUUUUUCUUCUUUUUUUUUCUCAUUGUCCUCUUAUUUCGUUGGCAGGUCGAUGUAAACUGACAUGCACACAAGUGAUAAAGUUUUUUAGUUCAAGAAAACGACAAAAUAAGGAGGCUGCUGCGUUUUCUGUUUCAGGUUUGAAGUUGAAUGAGUCAGGCAAAAGGUAAAAGAAAACACAAAGCAUUGCAGUGCUGCUUUCCAGUGUUUGAGGAAAAAAGUUGGUUUUUUUUGUUUUUAGUGCUUGAUUGUAGUCAUACUUGAUCGUAAAGUUUUCCCUCUUUAGGUGGACGUGAAGUUAAAGUUGACAGAUUGUGAUUGUUGGUUCUCAUUUUUCUGUGAAAGAAGCUUUGAAGUGUUUUAUGUUUAUUUAUUCUGUCAGUACACUGCAACUCUUUUCCUUAUUUUUAAUGAGAAAAACCACAGAUUUUGUCCAAGGCCAUGCACAUUGAAUGUGUGAAAAUGGUGAACUUUUAUUUUGGUUUAUCAGACAUUUAGUUUGCCAGCUGCUGCUUACGUGCCUUUAUUAUUAUAAAUAUGUUAGAUCAGUCAAGAGAUUUAGAUUUCAUUUGCUCCUGCAAGAUUAAGAAGAAAACAAGUUUACACUGCUUGCUGUUUUAGUGCUGCUUCCAGGGCAGAGAAUGAAUGUCGUAGGGUUUACACACGAAGUGAUGAACUGAGUUUUGUUAAACGUUCUCUGAUGUUUGUUUGUUUUUUUUUUUUGGAAAGUUUUUAGACCAAAGGGAUCAGAAGAAAGCUUAAUUUCAACAGAUGAGUUCAAUGAAACACAUGUAUGAAAGGUUAAUCAAUAUUUGAGAAGUGUUUUUGUCUUUGUGGGACAAUAGUAGGGCUCACUGAUAAUGUAGGAACUGGCUCAGAUGUGCAUGCAAUUGAUCCCUAGACAAAUGUAUUCAGAAAUUUGGAUCAUUUUAUUUUUUUUCCAUCAUCAGUUAUGUCCUAUUUUAGGAAGUCAGUGUUAAGUUCAAUAAAAUUUCCACCAUU
Molecule: messenger RNA, 4693 nt
Organism: Chelmon rostratus (copperband butterflyfish)
Lineage: Eukaryota; Metazoa; Chordata; Actinopteri; Chaetodontiformes; Chaetodontidae
Gene: pbxip1a
Product: pre-B-cell leukemia homeobox interacting protein 1a
Exons: 11
Coding region: 231-2690 (819 amino acids)
Source: RefSeq, a predicted model, not a curated record